Chrysemys picta bellii (western painted turtle) is the source of this 5793-nucleotide messenger RNA. It is a transcript of the gene ALPK1, whose product is annotated as alpha kinase 1. Gene Ontology annotation, molecular function: monosaccharide binding; ATP binding; protein serine/threonine kinase activity. Lineage: Eukaryota; Metazoa; Chordata; Testudines; Emydidae. Gene Ontology annotation, cellular component: cilium. The record is from RefSeq and is a predicted model, not a curated record. Gene Ontology annotation, biological process: cytoplasmic pattern recognition receptor signaling pathway; innate immune response; protein phosphorylation.
UGUGCUUUUAUUGUCUGUGCUGUUUUUUCAUGUCUCUUGCCUGCCUCUUAUUUCCUGAAACCGAACUAAUUUACAAGAACUCUGAUGUUUGAUAAUAAUAAGGAAUGAUCGUCUUCCUGAAUCAGAUUACGUGCUAUCAUUAAGAUACUGGUAUCUAUAAAAUCAGGUAAUUGAUCACUGCUCACCCAGGGACGCCCAAUUCGCAGCAGAGUGGGAGCAGGCAUCAUGAAUAAUCAAAAAGUCGUGGCUACACUGCUUCAGGAGUGCAAGCAAGCUCUCGAUGUGCUCUCACCCAAGAUGUCUGAUGCAUCGGAGGAAGACAAGAGAGAGUACCAGCAGUGCAAAGCUUCGCUCCCUGAUGAUCUAAGGACCCUUAUUGAAGAGGCAAAGGAAAUGAAGUGGCCCUUCGUGCCAGAGAAGUGGCAAUACAAACAAGCCAUAAGCCCAGAAGACAAAACAAAUCUGCAAGAUAUGAUCAGUGCAAGGCUGCAUGAAUUACUGGUUUAUUUGAAAGCCUCCAUCAUGGUCAAGGACUGUGCAACAGCAGCUGCUAUUGUGUUCCUGAUUGACCGAUUCCUAUAUUGGGUGGAUGCCUCCAGCAAACUUCUUCGGAUUGCCAAAGGCCUGCACAAGUUGCAGCCAGCCACACCAAUAGCCCCUCAGGUGGUUAUUCGCCUAGCUCGCAUCUCUGUAAAUUCAGGAAAACUUUUAAAAGCCGAGUAUAUCCUAAGCAGCCUUAUAAAUGACAAUGGAGCAACAGGCGUGUGGCUGUAUGACAAGGAAAGUGAUAGGAUUCUUGUUCAGUCAGUCUGUAUACAGAUCAGAGGACAGAUUCUGCAAAAGCUUGGAAUGUGGUAUGAGGCAGCGGAGCUGGUUUGGGCGUCAGUUGUAGGCUAUUUCAAACUGCCUCAGCCAGAUAAAAAGGGAAUUGCUACAUCACUGGGUAUUUUGGCUGACAUCUUUGUUUCCAUGAGUGAGAAAGAUUAUAAUAGUUUUAAAAACAACUCUCAAGUUGACCUGAGCCUUCUCCAAGAGUUUGACCAUCGCUUACUGUCAGCUGCUGAAGCCUGCAAGCUGGCAGCUGCCUUCAGCCAGUACACCCCGCUUUUUGUGCUCACCGCGGUGAAUAUCCGUGGCACAUGCUUAUUGUCCUAUAGUUACUCCAGAGAAUGUCCUCCAGAGAAGAGAAAGUUCUAUUUGUCAGAAGCUAAGGAAUCCUUUGAAAUUGGUCUUCUCACCAAGAAAGAAAAUGACCCUGUCACUAGCAGGCAGGAGCUUCAUAGUUUUAUUAAAGCAGCUUUCUGCCUUACAACAGUUCAUCGGCGACUCUACGGGGAAAGCAAGAGACUCUGUGAGGUGAGACAGCUAUGUAGCGAAGCCAUGGAGAAACUGUACACUUACAGCACUUCACCUUUUACUGAGGAUCAAGACAAAGAAACACUUGCCAAAGAGAUCAUGUCUUUGAUCAUGUCUGUCAAGAAGCAUUUAGAAGUACAAAGCUUCCCUAAUUCAGAUGCCAGGUCUUAUGUUCCUGAUAGCUACAAAGGUGGAGUGGAAAAGCCUAUCUUGCAUGGUGAAGUGAAUUUUGAGAAAAUCCUUGAAAUGCAUUCCCAGCAUCAUAGGUCAAUAAGUGAAGUGUUUGAAAGUACUUGCAGGAGCCAGGAAACCAGGCAGAGAGAAGCCAAAAUGGGAGCUUGCAUCACUGCCUUAAAAACUGAAACUAAAAAUGUAGACACCAUGUGUACCACUGAAGAAAAAUUACCCUAUGGCAAAUACAUUGCCAAAAUCUCUGAUUCACAAAACGCAAGAAGAAGCCGUGAGAGACUCAGUGGCCGAAGGAGAUGGAUUAGUUCUAAUGUAAUGAACGUCUCCCUUGAAGAAGAAAUGGAGAGCAAGCCAUUAGACAAAGUUACCAAUGAUGAAGAUGGGAUUUUCAGCCAUUUGCAAAGCAGGAGUCAAAGCACUAGUUCUUUGAAGUCUUGGAGCAAGUUGUCAAAAUCAAGUUCCUCUGCUAGCUGGGAGGAGCUAGAUUGUAACGCUAGCAAUAAACUGCCCAGAGAUUGGCAACCAAGGGAAAAGGGCUCAGUGGAUGAGCAGUGUUGCACUGCCUCAACCGAAUCUACUGAGGAAAAUGUUCAAGCUAGUAGCCUGCACUCAUUGUCCUUCCAAACUCAUCAUCUUACUCUUCAAGAGCCACAGAGUGGCUGUUCAGGUCCUUCUCAGCAUUCAUUAAAGAAAAAUAUGCUCUUUGCUAAUAGAUUAGCAGGUGCGUCCUCAGCUUCCAGAGAAGGGCUCUUGGAGGGGACAGAACCUGAAAGGGGUGCCUCAAAACAGAACGCAGGGGAUGCCAAUAGUAUAGACUUCAGGAAUAAUGCUAUUUCUUUAAUGGACUUAAAGGGUGCCCAUUGUUCUGGUCCCAACAGACCUGAGAGGGAGACGAUUUCCUCUUCCUUGGCAGAAUUAGAAUCCUUUGAAAUAAUUGAGUCCAGAACCAAGGACAGCAAUAGAGACUUCAGUGUUAUUCACAGCCCUACUCAGCGCAGCGUAGUGGAAGGAAAUGUAAUAGAUGCUGAAAGAUAUAAAAGAAUCACAGAGCCAUUAUCUAUAAAUAAUUAUUUGUGGAUUGACCCAGAAGGAGAUACUGUAGACAAUACAGAGGAUCUGCCAAUUGAGCCUCAUGUACCUAUAGGUAAGGUAGCUACUACGACAUCUAUAAGCAACAAGUCAGAAAUAGCAAGUGAUUCCUUUGUAUGUAACUGGAUUAAUAAAUCUUCUGCUGAAAUGGCUGGAAAUGGAUCUUUUGAAAUGCCUGAAGUCGACACCCAGGCAGAUACAGAAGAUGAAUGGGAGUUUGCUUUCAGCAAUAGCAGGAGCUCAGUAAACAGCUCUCCUGCCAUGAAUGCUCCAAGGCCUCAACUUAGCCACGGGGUUGGGAUCAGAGUUUCACCAUCAGGGAGGGAGAAGCCAGAAGCUGACGGCUUCAAUGACUGUGCUACCACAGAGGAAGAUGAAGCGGAAAAGUACAGGAACAUUCUGAACAGCAGCCACAGCUCAAGCUCCUCUCUGAAAUCAUGGUACAAAUCAGCUCAGUUUUCCAGCAGUUUCUCUGAACUAGAGAGUCCAUCUUUUCCGAACUCCAGUGGGAGCUCUUUUGUCUUUGUGCCUGGGAGAACCAAAGAACAAAUCCUAAAAGCUCGCUUUCUAGAAGAUGCUGACUAUGAGAAGCUCUUGUCAGGUGUUGAGCAUAACUGGCUAGUGCAGAGACUGGAGACUACUGGAAUAUUUAAGGCUAGACAACUCCACAAAGCAUACUCUGCUCUUCUUCUGAAAUACUCUAAGAAAUCUGGGCUGUGGACAGGCCAGGAAACAGCUGUGUAUAUUGGAGACUACCUGAGCGUGGCGAAGGAAGGCAAACAAAGGAAUGCAUUUUGGAUACACUUUCUGCAUCAAGAAGAAACUUUGGGAAGGUAUGUUGGGAAAGAGUAUAAAGAAGAAAAGGGGCUUCUUAACCAUUUCAUUGAUGUAGAGCGACAAAUGACUGCCCAGUACUACGUGACAGAAUUCAACAAAAGGCUGUAUGAGCAAAAGAUUCCAACACAAAUCUUUUACAUCCCCUCUACAGUACUCCUGAUAUUAGAAGGCAAAUCUAUAAAAGGAUGUGUGAGUGUGGAGCCCUAUAUUCUGGGAGAAUUUGUGAAACUAUCUAAUAACACAAAAGUAGUAAAGACAGAGUACAAAGCCACAGAGUAUGGCUUGGCCUUUGGCCAUUUCUCAUAUGAGUUUUCCCAUGGCAAAGAUGUGGUUGUCGAUUUGCAAGGUUGGGUGACUGGUAAUGGAAAAGGCCUCAUCUACCUCACAGACCCCCAAAUUCAUUCUCUUAAUGGGAAAGAUGUUUCACACUCCACCAACUUUGGAGAGAAAGGAAUCUAUUAUUUCUUCAAUAAUCAACACGUGGAGUGCAAUGAAAUCUGCCAUCAUCUUUCUUUAACGAGGCCUUCGGUAGCAGAACCUAACUAGCCUCGUGCAAAGACAGCCUGACAGGUGCUGAUGUGGACCUGAUCCCUCACACAUUUAGACACAUAAAUAACUCUGCUUGCGAGAGCAGAGACAUAGAAGUAAAAUUACUUUUAUUCCUAAGUGUGGAAGGAUCCGGGUCAUUGUUCCAGGUUGGUAACACCAUGUUACUGAAUACAGCUUGUGGAAAUUAACAAAACCACAUAAAAGUAUAUUCAAGGAACAUACAGGGUGUAACAAACCCACAAAGGCCAGGAAAAUUAUGAGCUAACACUAGAACUUUGUCCUUACAAUGAUCAGUCUCAUCUAGAAAUCGCAGCACCAGAAGGAGACAAGAUGGUACAACCUUUACUCAGGGCUUGACUUCAAUGUGGGUUUUGGCUGAGAAAGGACAGUGGGAUGUGUAACCCUAGCUGCUAUUAGGAGAUACUAUUCUAAGGAAGAGGGUGUAGUCAGGAUCUGGUAUAGUUAUUUCAGGUAUUUGGGUUUACUUGUAUUUAUGAUUUUCAGAGACUUUUUUCAGUGUCUACAUGCUGUGUUACUGAAACAAAAAGUGAUAAAAUGUAGCUUCUUUCUCUCAGACCUUAGUGUGUAAUUUCUUGCUUCCAUUUUAAAAUGGCAGUUUUAAUGGUGCUAGCCGCAGAGCAAACCUUGCAGCCCUUAUACAGGCAAAACUGCUGUUGAUGCGGAAGGAAGCCUUGCCACAGGAAGGAUGGCUGGACUUGCUCACAUCUGUGUUAAUGUGCCCACAGGACUGACAGUUCUCUCUUAAAAACAAAACAAAACGAAACAAAACUGCCUCUAAUGGAACUGUGGCUGCCACAAAUCUAAAGGCCAGUCUUGCAACCCUUAUUCACACAAGUAGUCCCACUGAAGUGAAGGGAGCUAUUUGCCCUUAACUGGACACAGGACUCCAACUGAGGCGUAACCAGCUCUGAGUAGAGUGGUCCUAUCAUCUCCCGUGACUUGCAUGCUAUGCCUCUGUUCAUGUAGCCCAAAAUUGCAUCUGCUUUUUUGGCAACAGCAUUUCAUUGUUGACUCAUGUUAAGGUUGUGAUCCACCUCAACUCCCAGAUCCUUCAGCCGUGCUGCUGUCAAGCUAGUUAUCCCCCAUUCUGUAUUUGUGCAUUUGUUUUUUCUUCCCUAAGUGUAGCACCUUACAUUUGUCUUUGUUGAAUUUUGUUGAAAUGUUGAAUUUAUCUUUGUUGAAAGUGUUGCAGCUACACUACUGUUUUUAGUGUCCUAACUCAGAUGAGAGCUAGCACACAUAUGCAUAUGUGAGCUGGGAGUCACCCCUCUAGUUCAUAGUGUGGACAUAGCCACACGGUCACAAUGUCUCCUGGGAACUGCAGCUUACACAAUUUUCAGGGCAGUGCCUAAAGUCACAUUCUAUACCUAUGUGUUCAUCUAGCACUAACUUAUCUGACACAUUGCACUCUCUUGUCACUGAUGGUGUAAGAACCUGUCAUCUGUAGCUCAUGUCAUCUGGAAGUGCCUUCCUGAACAUCUCUACUUAACUCCUAGCUGUUUUCAAAUCCACCCUGAAAGGAUAUCUUUUCUCCCUUGUCUAUAGCUCUAACUUCCCUUUUUCCUCUGCUUUCAUUUCUAACAUGUCUCUUGAUUAACUCUAUAAAGAAUGAAAAUGCUAAACUCCCUAUAUGCUUAAUGUAUCUAUCCAGCCCAUGAUGUAUUAGGAUUUCUGCAGAAUAUAAGAAUAUCAUAUAAAAAUUAAGAUUCUGCUCCUCAUGGUUGUGAAAAUAAACUUUCCAAUGUACAGUGA